Ixodes scapularis (black-legged tick) is the source of this 1053-nucleotide messenger RNA. RefSeq names its product forkhead box C1-B-like. The coding region runs from base 1 to 1053 and encodes 350 amino acids. Gene Ontology annotation, molecular function: RNA polymerase II cis-regulatory region sequence-specific DNA binding; DNA-binding transcription factor activity, RNA polymerase II-specific. The transcript has 3 exons. NCBI's taxonomy places the organism in Eukaryota, Metazoa, Arthropoda, Arachnida, Ixodida, Ixodidae. Gene Ontology annotation, biological process: anatomical structure morphogenesis; regulation of transcription by RNA polymerase II; cell differentiation. The record is from RefSeq and is a predicted model, not a curated record.
AUGCCAGUACGCAAUUUUUCCGCGUCCCUAAAUGAAUAUGGGCAACCUGGAACAACUGCAGUCUUGAUGAAGUCCCCGGAAGAAAGCGCAGCCCCGGAGAACAUCGUGGCCUACGGACCAGGGAUGUUCUUCUCGCCCUCUGGCGCCGUUUCAAUGUCUCAGCACCUCACGCAUUGUCUUUCGCCAUCUACGCUGUGCUCAAGUUCCGUACCUUUCCCAGUUGGCUCCUACAUCAUUCCAGACAACAUUUCCAAGAGUGUCGGUCUAACGGCCGCUGAGAGCACCAUCAAACCCCCGUAUUCCUACAUCGCGCUAAUUGCCAUGGCCAUUCGUAGCGCGCCUGAUCAGAAGAUAACGCUGAACGGGAUCUAUAAGUUCAUCAUGGACCACUUCCCAUUCUACCACCACAACAAGCAGGGCUGGCAGAACUCUAUACGACAUAACCUUUCCCUGAACGACUGUUUCGUCAAGCUCCCAAGAGAGAAAGGCAAACCGGUCAAAGGACACUACUGGACACUUGGUGCCGACUGCGAAGCCAUGUUCGAAAAUGGCAACUUCCGUCGCAGAAAGCGCAAGAAGAAGCAACCGGUACCGGACCGGGAUAGGGAGACAGCGGUCGCCCAUGCCCGUCUCCAGUUGGAAAGCCUGGCCGUCAAAUUCACAGACAGAAUGGCCGUGCCAGGAGAGCACUCGACGCCGCGUCAAAUGCUUAGCGUUUCGCACAAGCUGCCGGCGGCUCCUAGCUCCCGACGGAACCUGCUCCUGGAGCCGUGCGACUCGAAAACGCGGGACUGUACGUUCAAAAGUUCCUUCACAAUCGAGAACAUUAUGAAGCGCAGCCCUCCAACCCCCUCUGUUGUUCACGGAGGUGGGAGGAGCUAUCUGCCGAACGGAAGCUCUGCUGAGAUCGGGGAACAGUCGUUCGUUUCGUGGGCCCCUACGAGCGCCACCUACGAGCAGCUGAUUGGUCCAAAGUGCAGCCAGGUGGCCCACAGGGAAACUUUGUUGUGCAGUGCCGGAAUGCUUCCUGUCUCCAAAGUGGAGCCAUUUUAA